Molecule: messenger RNA, 2865 nt
Organism: Peromyscus eremicus (cactus mouse)
Lineage: Eukaryota; Metazoa; Chordata; Mammalia; Rodentia; Cricetidae
Gene: Wdr13
Product: WD repeat domain 13
Exons: 9
Coding region: 1136-2668 (510 amino acids)
Cellular component (GO): nucleus
Molecular function (GO): protein binding; promoter-specific chromatin binding
Source: RefSeq, a predicted model, not a curated record
UACCAUUAGGCUAGACUUACAUCUUGAAUUUCAGCCUUGUAAAUUCUGUUUAUCUUUAUGACUCUGAGAUGAAUAUCUAAGAUACAGAUUCUAGUUUAAAGUGAAUAGCAGACAAUUGGGAUAGAUUCCUUGGGUCAAACCCCCAAAGCUGUUUUUCCUAAUUGCAUCUUGUUAUUUAAAACACUCAAGUUUCAAUCAAGUUUACUAGGGGCAACCAUCCAAGUCCAGUUACUCCCAGUGAACAGACACAUGGAUUCUCAUUACAUACGUGUCUAGAGAUUCAUCACUGCUCUAAGAGCUAGAGAAUGUUUUAGGAGUCAGUCCCUGCGUGUAUGGCCAGUCUCUGUAUAUACUUUAUUCAAGUUUUGCCUGGGGCCAAAUUCGUGCUGCUGAGAAGAGUCUAAACGACUUUCACAAGAAAGUCAUUAUUUCUCAUUUUUAGCAAGUGGUUGACAUUCACCCUGUCCCUCUAACCCCAGUACUUUAUCCCUUUGUAUACAAAAGGUGUCAAGGGGAAAAUGACUAGAACUCAAGGGGUGGAGCCUCUGUCCUUGUACGGGAAACUACAAUCCUUUAAUGCGCCUGCGAGGCUCCCACGCCCUGGGAAAGGUUCCUAUCGAUUUGCUCUGUGCUCGGCAGCUCUUUCUGGUUGCAGGCAGCCAUCUUGCCUGGAGCUUGAGACAGGGAGGAGAGAAGGAACCGGUGACACCGGGCUCAGGGCCGCCCCGGGGGCCUCAAGAACCAGGGGCAGACCCGGAGGUGGUCCUGGGUCCUGGGCUAUGCUCUAGGACUAGCAAAGGGAAGGCAGAGGGCUUGAUGGGUGGGGAAUGUCAAACAAGACUGGCUGGGUGGGGGAGGGGCGUUGCUAAGGCAACUGGGGAGGGCGGGGUCAUGUCUGAAUUGCUGCUGUGAGUCACCGGAGUGCUGCCCAGGAAAGGCAGGGCUGGAGUGAUGACCAUGCUAGUGACCCAGUGGGAUUUCGCGACAUCACCUGUGUGGAGGGACUUCGUGUCUAUGGCAACUGUCACCUGGUGGAAGGGGCGGAACUAGAUUUCCUCUGUCUGGGACGCCGGCAUUCCAAGCCCUUGUCCUGCAGCCUCCCGCAGGCAGACGCGCCAUAGAAGGAAGCCAGGGAAUGGCCGCGGUGUGGCAGCAAGUCUUAGCAGUGGACGCGAGGUACAACGCCUACCGCACACCAACGUUUCCACAGUUUCGGACCCAGUAUAUCCGCCGGCGCAGCCAGCUGCUGCGGGAGAAUGCCAAGGCUGGCCACCCCCCAGCCUUGCGUCGGCAGUACCUGAGGCUACGGGGCCAGCUAUUGGGUCAGCGCUACGGGCCACUCUCUGAGCCAGGCAGUGCUCGUGCCUAUAGCAACAGCAUUGUCCGCAGCAGCCGCACUACCCUUGACCGAAUGGAGGUGAGCUCCUGGCUGUACCACCUGCCAUGUAUCUCCCCUACCUCCAUAGUCAUCAUGGCCUUUUGUCAAACACGGGACUUUGAAGAUGACCCUCGAACCCUGGGGGCCCGAGGGCACCGCCGUUCUGUCAGCCGAGGCUCCUACCAGCUACAGGCACAAAUGAACCGAGCAGUCUAUGAGGACAGGCCUCCUGGCAGUGUGGUACCCACAUCGGUGGCAGAGGCAAGUCGUGCCAUGGCCGGGGACACAUCGCUGAGUGAAAACUAUGCCUUUGCAGGCAUGUACCAUGUUUUUGACCAGCACGUGGAUGAGGCAGUCCCAAGGGUACACUUCGCCAAUGACGACCGGCACCGUCUGGCCUGCUGCUCACUGGACGGCAGCAUCUCCCUGUGCCAGCUGGUGCCUGCCCCACCCACUGUGCUCCAUGUGCUACGUGGCCACACACGUGGCGUCUCCGACUUCGCCUGGUCCCUCUCCAAUGACAUCCUCGUGUCCACCUCCCUCGAUGCCACCAUGCGCAUCUGGGCCUCCGAGGACGGCCGCUGCAUCCGUGAGAUCCCUGACCCUGAUGGCGCUGAACUGCUGUGCUGCACCUUCCAGCCUGUCAACAACAACCUCACUGUGGUGGGGAAUGCCAAGCACAAUGUGCAUGUCAUGAACAUCUCCACAGGCAAGAAAGUGAAGGGCGGUUCCAGCAAGCUGACAGGCCGUGUCCUCGCCCUGUCUUUCGAUGCCCCUGGCCGGCUUCUCUGGGCAGGUGAUGACCGUGGCAGUAUCUUCUCCUUUCUCUUUGACAUGGCCACAGGGAAGCUGACCAAAGCCAAGCGACUGGUAGUACAUGAGGGCAGCCCUGUAACCAGCAUCUCCGCCCGCUCCUGGGUCAGCCGUGAAGCACGGGACCCCUCCCUGCUCAUCAAUGCCUGCCUCAACAAACUGCUGCUCUACAGAGUGGUGGACAAUGAAGGGACUCUGCAACUGAAGAGAAGCUUCCCCAUUGAGCAGAGCUCACACCCUGUGCGCAGUAUCUUCUGCCCUCUCAUGUCCUUCCGGCAGGGGGCCUGUGUGGUGACAGGCAGUGAGGAUAUGUGUGUUCACUUCUUUGACGUGGAGCGGGCGGCCAAGGCUGCUGUGAACAAGCUGCAGGGCCACAGUGCACCUGUGCUUGACGUCAGCUUCAACUGUGACGAGAGUCUGCUGGCGUCCAGCGACGCCAGCGGCAUGGUCAUCGUCUGGAGACGGGAGCAAAAGUAGAGUUCUGCCAGCCCUGCACUGCCCCCGCUCCCGCUGCUCCCUCCGCUCCCUCCUCUCCCUCCUCUCCCUCCUCUCCCUCCUCUCCCUCCUCUCCCUCCGGUCUUGUGUUGUAAAUAAAAUUUCUGUGGUUGUGUUGAGGGGCAACUCCCAGGUCUCCCACAAGGGGGCACUAGGGAGCACUGAGCCCUCCAGUGAAA